Molecule: messenger RNA, 4261 nt
Organism: Culicoides brevitarsis
Lineage: Eukaryota; Metazoa; Arthropoda; Insecta; Diptera; Ceratopogonidae
Product: putative leucine-rich repeat-containing protein DDB_G0290503
Exons: 2
Coding region: 180-3521 (1113 amino acids)
Source: RefSeq, a predicted model, not a curated record
ACUCAAGUGGAUCCAAAAUGUCGUCGUGUGCAGAAAAAUAAAUUUAAAAUCCAUUUUUGGAGCAAUUUUACGAAGAGUUGAGCUUCCAAAUGUACUUCAAUCGACAGCUGAACCCCAAAACUACACGAAAAUAAUCAAAAAUUUGCACAACGACCUCGCACAGUUGCCAAGAAUAAACAAUGAGUGUUCACAACUUGGGCAAGAACACAAUUGUGCCAAUUCACAACAAUAAACGUGCGGAAAGCACACAUUCCGGUCGAAGUCGUCAUCAUCCGCGUCAUCCACACCAAAAUGGGUCUCCAAAGAUGUCACUUUUCUCAUGGUUGGAGUUUGAAAAGGCAUCGCAAGUUGGUUCGAUUGCCUCGGAACGUCCCACAAGUCAAUUAUCGAACUUUUCGGGGCUGUCGGGCGUCGAUGAGUUCUUUGUCAUCGGAAAUGGAAAUCGUGCAGAAACUGUUGACUCGGGAACUUAUUCGCUGGAUACGUUUCAACAACGAGCCAGUAGCACAGAUUACCAAAAAAUCAUCACGGAACUCAAUAAAGAGUUGCUCAGCGCUAAAACAGCAAAUAUCCAGCUGAAGUUCAAGUUGGAUGAAACCGCAGCGUUGCACGAAAUGGAAUGGACUGAGAAGGUGCGUCGCUUAUCGAACGAAAAUCGGAUCAUUUUGGAGCAGAAAAUGAACACGGAUAAGGUCAAUGAAGAGCUAAAGUCGCAAUUGGCGUUGCUAAAAAGGAAUCGAAGCACGGCUUGUGACGACAACGAAGUGAAUGAACUCAAAAUGAAGAUUGAAUUGCUCGAACAUGAUCGACAAAAGGACGAAUUGGAGCUGUUUCAAAACAAAAAUUUGAUCGCUGACUUGCAAAUUAUGCUCGAAACGAAGGAAAAAUCGAGUCAAAGCAUCAAGGAGCAAAUGAUCGACAUUCAUGCCAAGAACCAAGAUCUCGUUUUAAAGAUCAAACGAAUGGAAAAUGAGACAUCGACGAUGAUGAAUGAGAUUGAAAUGCUCAAAAAGUCCGAAAGUUGGUACAAACACGAGCUGCACGAGUGUCAAAGCAAGAAAUUAAAGUUGCAAGAGGACUUUAUGACGUCAAAAAAUGAACUUCAACUGGAGAAAAAUAAAAAUUCUCGCUUGUACGCCGAAUUUACGCAACUUUUGCGCAAUUGUGAGGACAUUGAAGCAAAAGCAAUUCGUGAAAAAGAGAGCAUGAUGCGAAAACUCGAGAAUAUUCAAGCAAAUUUGGGUGCUUCGAUGGAUAAAAAUCACUUGAUCAACCACGUGAAGGACGUUUAUGACAAACAAGCUGCCAUGUUACAAGUUGACGAAGCGAAAAAGGAACUUUUUCACACGCAAAAGAAAUGCGAACAGCAAGAAGCGCUCAUCAAACAGAUGGAACAGAAGCACAAAAGUUACGUUUCCAACGAAGCUUCUUUGCAAAAACAAAUUUCCGAGUUAACUCAGCAAAUUUCGUUACACGAAUCGAAAACCAAAGAGCUCGAAGAGAUAAUUUCCGGUCUCGAAGGCCAACGCAACACGCUGACAUUCCAAAAUCAGGACCUCCGUGCCGAACAUGAAAAGUUACUCGUGCAUUACGAAGCCAUGUCGAAGGAAAAAUCCAAAAUUGACGAAACUGUGUUGAAAUUACGGGAAGAUUGUGAGGUCAUUAUGUCACGUUUCGAGCACAUCAGUCAAGAAUUGGCGGAAAAAGAAGCUCUUGUGUCGUCGUUGACUUUUGAAAACAAACUUUUGCAGGAAAAAUCCAAAGAUGAGAACGCUUUGAAGAAUCUGGUGACGGAAAAUCAACUUUUGAAGAGCGAUUUGUUGAUGUGCGAGACAAAAGUUGCAAGUCAAAACGAUGAAAUUUCCCAAUCGAAGCGAGAAUUGAAGCAAAAAGAUGCAGAAAUCACCGAAUUAAAGAAUAAAAUCGAAAUCAAAAGACAAGAGAUUGACUUAUUGACCGAAUCUAACCAACUUUCGAAGCAAGAAGUGUCACAAAUGAUCAAUCAACUCCAAAGUACGUUCAACGAAUUAAAAUUAAAGAACGCCAAAAUCAGUUCUUUGUUGGAUAUGAACCAAAGUAUCGAAAAAGACUUCAAAGCGAUGAAAACUGUAAUGGACGACUUGCAAAUUUCGUUGGAAAAAAUCACAAAAGAACGAAAUUGCUUGAGAGAGGAGCUCGGACAGGCUUAUGAUGUCAUCGAAAAACACUCGGAGCAGCAAAAAUUCAAUGAAAAACCGAAAAUUCAAGCAACAACAGUUGAAAAAGGUGUUUGUUGUGACUUCCUUUCGCACGAAAUUGACAGUUUAAAAGCUGAAAUCGAGAUUAUGAAGACGGAUUACAUUGAGAAAUUAUCUAAAAGUGAAAGUCAGUCGAAAUGUUUGACCAAAAAGCUGAAGGAAGAGAUGAAACAGAGGUAUUUCGUGGAACAAAAUGCGAAUGACAAGAAUGAUUUGGCACUUUCGAAUGCUGAACUGCAAGCAAAACUGGAUUUAUGUACAAAUAAAAGUACAAUUCUUGAAGCGAAAUGCACAAAUCUUCAAACUGAAGUCGAUAAACUCGAGGAUGAGCGUCUAAAUCUCAUCACGUACAUGAAAGACAACAAUUUAUUGCAAGGAGACGAUGUAAUUCUCUCGUUAAUUCAUUUGAACGACCAAAUUGGCAUCUUGAACCAAAAAAUCUUUGAGACCGAAGACGCUUUGAAGAAAACCAACGUUGAAUUGUCGCACAAACAACACGAUUUUAUGACCCUGCAGAAGGAAAAUGAAUCCAUUAAGGCACAUCUCAAGUCAAUUUCGAGCUCUGCUGCCUCCAUCGCCAACUACGAGGCGCAACUAAUCCAACUACAAUCGGCAAUCGAUGCGAAAACUGCCGAAAAUGAAACGCUAAACAAGGAAUUGCUUUCCUUGCACAACCAAAUCAAAAACAUCACCGCUACAUGUGAUGAGCUGAAAUUAAAUCUCGUAACUGCGUCUAGUCAAAACAUAGAAUUAAGUGAUACAAUAAACGAUUUGAAAAAUCAACUACAUUCCAACGGGCUGGAGAUCCAACUGCUCGAAGAGAAAUGCGAAUCUUUCAAAAAUAUCGAGCGAAAUUUGAUCCAAUCGAAGGAUCAGCUUGUGCGCGAAAUGCAACAGUUACGCAAAGAGCUUUCGCUUGAACAUUCGGAAAAGUUAGAUUUGCAAAAACUUACCACGGAACUCAAAUUCGCGCUGAGUCAACUAAUGGACUCUGCAGCUCCAUCUACCGCUUCCAUCACAAACGGUAAGGAUAGUGCGCCAUCUUCGCCCGGUAAAAGUUUGCCAUCCAUCACACGACGCACGGAUUUCUCAAAGACCUUGGAGAUCUUGGAGAAAAGUGCAAAGACAAAGUCGACAUCCUUGGCGCCGUUACAAGAAUGCGUCGACUCGUUGAAGCAAGAAAUGGACAUGCUGAAUCGCAUGAUUCGCCAAAAUAGUCAGAUUCGAAAUGAAAUUACGGAAAUGUCGUUGAUGGAUGAGCUGAGAGCCGUGUCGGAAAGAUGAAAUAUGGUGCACUAAAGAGAUGGUGAAAACUUCCCCCAAAAAAAGUAUUAAUUGCCAAAUUUUACGUAGAAAAAUUGUAGGUGCAAAUUUUGCAUACAAAACAGAUCCAGAAGUAAUUUUAGACAAAGACUGUUGCACUUUGAAAGAUUCAUAGCUUAGCUAAAUCUGAAAUUAGAAGAACCAUAUUUUACAAGUUAAACUUUUUAGGAGGAGAUACCUUGCCAUAAAUUUCAUCACCAUUUCUAGUCUACUUUUGCUUUCCAAGGCACUAAAACUUUCAAGAUCUCUUCGGAACUUGUCUUCGUUUGUCUAUUUUUGUGUUUUUAACCGAUUGGAUUUGAUUUUAUUUGAACUUUAAUUUCAUAAAAUUAUUUUUACUCUUAAAAAACUUUGAAAUUUUGAUAAGAUUUUAAUUUUAAAGCAUUUUGAGGUUAUGUUUUGUUGUGAUCUUAACAAAACAUAACCUCAAAAUGCUUUGAAUUUAAGAUCUUUAUGUGAUUUUUUAAGAGUUAAAAAUAAUUUUAUGAACUUAUCGUAAGUUUUAAUGCACAAAACUCGUGUUCCUUGUUUUUUUGUCGUACUUUAGAGUUCCUUAGAGAUCAUCUCCACAGCCAAAUGGAGUCGAAUUUAUAACUUAACCCCUAUUUAUAGUCAAAGAGAGUAUUUAAUAUAUAUAUUUCAAAGUAUUUAAAAAGUUGUAAGAUUGCAUGCUUCUUAUAAAAAGAGACAAAUAAAGAUAU